AUGACAUGGAGAAGGAGGCAGUUGUGGUACGGACGUCUUAUGAAGAGGACGUCAGAUGAGGCACUGAUCAGACUCAUGCUCACUGUGCGCGUUCGGGAAGGAUUGCACGAGAAGGCACCGUGGGCCUUCAAUGUGGAUGGAUAUGUUUAUGAGGAAUACCUGCAUAUUGAUAUAAUGGCAAGAGGAAGAGGAUAUGGAACAGUAACAGAAAGAAUUCCUGUUGAUGACAAAUGGUGGGACAAAAAGAGGGAGGCUUGA
Aureobasidium musti is the source of this 258-nucleotide messenger RNA. The record is from the annotation of a GenBank genome assembly. NCBI's taxonomy places the organism in Eukaryota, Fungi, Ascomycota, Dothideomycetes, Dothideales, Saccotheciaceae.